Messenger RNA from Mytilinidion resinicola, 905 nucleotides. RefSeq lists its product as uncharacterized. Lineage: Eukaryota; Fungi; Ascomycota; Dothideomycetes; Mytilinidiales; Mytilinidiaceae. The record is from RefSeq and is a predicted model, not a curated record. The transcript is spliced from 3 exons. The coding region runs from base 91 to 504 and encodes 137 amino acids.
UCAACUUCCCCCAAACUUUCCCAAACCACCGCGCAAUCGCCCCAAUUCCCGUCGCAACCACCUCCAAACCUCCCACCCACAAUCGCAAACAUGGCAGAAGCCUCCCCAAACCCCCUUCCCGCCGACCUCACUCUCACCUUCCCCUCGCCCACCGCCAACGGCACAAACAUGGACAUCGACAUGAAAGAAGAACCAACCUUAGAAAACCAGCCCGUCGACCCGCCCACGCCCUCCGCCGCGCCCACGACGCCCCUCCCGAACCAGAACACAGCUGCGACGUCGGCUGCGCGCAGCUCGCCGCACCCGGGCCAGAGCAAUGGGCCGCUGCAGCAGCCGCCGGCGAAUCCGAUUCCACACGGGAGCCCGACGAGGGUAUAUUUGAAUAGCUAUGUUACGCCGUAUUUGUUGGAGGCUAUGAAGCAUUUGGCGACGCAGGAGCCCGACAAACCGCUGAAAUGGCUAUCUGAGUUUCUGGCGGAGAAGAGCAAAGAGCUGGAGGGUUGAGGCAAAACAGCAACCCGACAUUUCUCGUCUUCCUAAAGAUGGUUUGUUAAACAGGCAAGGGCAUGUCACUCUGGUGGGACGGUUGUAAAAUAUCUGCAUGGGUCUGGCGUUCAAAAUGAGGGUGGCCUACUGGGCAACGGAGAUAUCACUUUGGGACAGCACAGCUGUAUCUGAUGCACUGGAGAACGGUGUUUGUAGUGGGCGCGGCACUUAUGCACGCUUCCCUAGUUGCUCAUAGGAUUGCCAUAAUCGACGUUUGAUGGAUCUCAUUCCCUCACAAUCAAUCUACUGGUAGUUGUGAACCUCAGUCACCACCCGGAUAUGCCUCCCAUGUGCCAAUCCUCCAGCAAAAAAACUCCAUUUUGAUGACCAGGCGACUCGUUUAUGCGACCAGCGUGCUG